AAAACCAGAACAAACCUAAUUCUAUCUAAUCCAUAGAUCAUUUCUCAAAUUCCGUGGUGUGUGGUAAUUUUUUUAUGAAACCUUGAUAAUUUUUUGUACUUUCUGUGACUGUGUUUUGUAAAAGUGCAAAAAGUCACAUUGUGCUGUAGUUUCAAAUUGUUUUUCAAUUUAAUGACGCUAAUGACGGUAGACGUAAAAAGUGAUUUUUAUUAAACACAAGAGUUGGCCAGUAUCCGAUUACCCACAAUUCGUUGACAUCGAAAUUGGUUUUGCUGGAAAUUCGCUUACCGUUUUCAAAUUUAUUAUAAAAACAUCCAAGGAAAUGUCAAAACAGAAAGAGAAUCGCUGGUCCAAUUAUGCAUUGAGAAUUAUUGUUAAUACUGUUUCUCACCCAUUCGAAUAUGCAAAAGUGCUCAUUCAGAUCGGAUACGAACCUAUUGCUCCCACACCAACUAAAACUCUUUUUGGAAAACCAGCAUACAAAUUGCCUAAUAUUUUUGAAUAUGUGAAACAUAUCAAGUCAGUUGAUGGGUUCCGAGGCUGUUAUGUUGGUAUGUUCCCUAAAAUAUCUGGAAAUCUUCUUAGUGCAGUGGUUACCCAAAGGCUCGCAGAUUAUCUUGAACCUCCAAGCGAAGAAGAAAAUUUUGAUGAAGAAUCUUCCGAAGAGGAAAAAAGGAUCAAAUAUAUCAAAGGUGUUAGAUGUGAUCUGAUUACACAUACUGCUGCCAUUGUUGUCAGCCAACCAUUCCAUGUCAUCACAGUGCGAAUGAUGGCUCAGUUUGUAGGGAGGGAAACUAAAUAUAUUGGACUAUUUGGCUCGAUACGAGAGGUCUAUCAGCAGAAUGGAGUUUUGGGAUUCUUCAGUGGAUUGGUUCCAAGAUUGUUAGGCGAUAUAUUAUCUUUGCUGUUAGCUAGCAGUUUAACAUAUGCUAUAAAUCGUUACUUAAUUGAAGAGAAGGAACUGAAAGUUUAUACUUCUGCCACAAUGACUUUUGUGGCAUCUGCAAUUACGUACCCAUUCCAAGUGGUAUCAAAUUGUAUGGCAGUAACAAAUUCUGGGCUCAUGGCGGGAUCUCGUUUGAUGCCACAUUAUACUACUUGGAUUGAUUGUUGGUCAGAUUUAGCGAGUAGGAAUCAGCUGAAACGUGGAUCUAGCCUGCUGAUUCGUUAUUACGUUGGACCAUCAAUCAUCAAUGACACAUUAAGUUCCUUCCCCGUGCAAGAAAAAUAUAUCUCAUAAAAUGUGUUUGUUGAUUCGUAGUAUGUUAUAUAAUGUGAAAAUCAUGUCUGUAAAUAUUAUAUUUUUUUGGCUGUAUUCUUUGUAAUUCCUGCCAAUAAAUUAUUGUUUUUAAAGUAA
Leptinotarsa decemlineata (Colorado potato beetle) is the source of this 1357-nucleotide messenger RNA. Its product is annotated as mitochondrial carrier homolog 2. Lineage: Eukaryota; Metazoa; Arthropoda; Insecta; Coleoptera; Chrysomelidae. The record is from RefSeq and is a predicted model, not a curated record.